Messenger RNA from Chelmon rostratus (copperband butterflyfish), 3208 nucleotides. RefSeq names its product max interactor 1, dimerization protein (gene mxi1). Gene Ontology annotation, molecular function: RNA polymerase II cis-regulatory region sequence-specific DNA binding; DNA-binding transcription factor activity, RNA polymerase II-specific; protein dimerization activity. The record is from RefSeq and is a predicted model, not a curated record. Gene Ontology annotation, biological process: regulation of transcription by RNA polymerase II. The transcript has 6 exons. Lineage: Eukaryota; Metazoa; Chordata; Actinopteri; Chaetodontiformes; Chaetodontidae. Bases 435 to 1118 code for a protein of 227 amino acids.
GGAAACGAGCAGCAGCAGGCACUGUGCUGGCUCUAGGCUCCCUCGGGGAAAUUUUAUAUAGUUUAUAUGCAUUUUUGUAAAAUAUUUAAUAUCGUGUUUCCUACGAACUUUUAAUACUUUGAUACACUGGUUUUUUGACAUUUUCUAACAACGAAACCUGGCAAGGAUUGGCUGUAGCUUGCCAGCUUGGAAACACUGGAUUUUUUUCCCUUCUCCUUUCGACAAAGGCUGCUGAUGAGCCAGCGAAGACUCUGAACAAAAUAACAACACGACGCGUUUUUUAAGUAUAAUUCAGUGUAGUAAUAACCGAUGCACUGUCUUGCCACUUUUUAAAAGCGAGCUGUCGUUGCCGCUGUUCGCGACGCUAACGUUCCGUUGAACUGAGGAGAGCACAACUGUUAGCUAACGUUAGCGGCAGCCAGCCUCAGGGAAGAAUGACGGCGGUUCAGCUCAUUAAUAUCCAACGGUUAUUGGAAGCUGCAGAAUAUCUAGAAAGGAGAGGAAGAGAGUGUGAACACGGAUAUGCUUCGACAUUUCCGUCAAAUCAGAACACAAACUACCAGAGGCAAAGAAAAUUCCGAAAUAAGAAGUUCAGCAGUAACCAUAACAGGUCCACACAUAAUGAGCUGGAGAAGAAUAGACGAGCUCACCUGCGGCUGUGUCUGGAGAGGUUGAAGGCCCUCAUACCCCUGGGACCUGACUGCAACCGCCACACGACCCUGGGCCUGCUCAACAAAGCCAAAGCACACAUAAAGAAACUUGAAGAGACAGACAGGAAGAGCCAGUACCAGCUGGAGUCUCUGGAGCGCGAGCAGAGGCACCUCCAGCGCCAGCUGGAGCUGCUGAGGGGAGGCAGCGGUGCUGCAGCCCAGAGCAGCCCAGGGGAGGGGGAGAGGAUACGCAUGGACAGUGUGGGCUCCACCCUCUGCUCUGACCGCUCUGACUCUGACCAAGAGGAGAUCGAGGUGGAUGUGGAAAGCACGGAGUUCUCCCAUGGAGAGCUGGACAGUGUGAGCACAGCCAGCACCAGCGACCUGGACGACCACAGCAGCCUGCAGAGCAUGGCCAGCGACGAGGGCUACUCCUCCUGCAGUGUCAAACUUGCCUUCUCCUCCUAGAGCCCCACACCACCACCACCACCACCACCACCACAUCCCUGCCAAACCUGCCUGCCCUCCCAUGCGUUUAUCCAUCUCGCCACGCCUACAUACAUACGCCGAGUCGCCUCCGACGGCAGGCACGCGCCCAGCUAACGGGCUCCUGUCCCCCCUGCCCCUCGGCAGCGCCCCCCCCUCCUGCUCCUAGCCUUUAGUUUGCCCGCACUGCUGAACCCCCUGUUGGAGGAGCUCCACCCAGAGCUCCUCCUCACCUCUGAACUUUGAGCCUCCCCGACUGACACCAGGGACCCAAACACAGUUAUGUGAGACUGCCAGUUGGUUUUAAUUCUCCUCCAGGGAGCUCAGAGACUUAAAAAAAUAUAUACAUCAUCUUAAUUUUGAAUGAUUUUACUUCCUUUAUUUCCUCGAACUGUCAAAUGUCAGAUUUUUUUUUUUUAAAGAUAGACGACCCCUAAUUUGAUCCAAAAUGCACUUAAAUUCUUCUGAUAAUGACAUGGUUGAGCGUUUCUGUUCGGGUGUCUCUCCUGUGGGUGUGUGUGCUUGUGUGUGUAGCCCAUCUUAACAUUCUGGCGUUGGGCCGGGAUAAACGGGAGCACAUUUAAUCUGGACUUAAACGAACACUGUGGGUGAACUUUGCCAUAUCAACAGAGCUUGGCCCAGAUAAACGUCCCCUCAGCCCUGAAUUGAAUCCUCUGUCUUAUCGUUUUGUUUUGUUCAGUACCUCUCCUCGACACCGCAGAAGCUCAGACACUCGAACUGGUGCUAUUGUGAAACAAACCAACGGGGAAGCAGAUCAGACCCACAGCCACCGAGCUUUUAAAGCAAACAGAGUGCGUCUGCCGUGAUUGCUUCCAACCAAGCGCGGAGGGAAACGACCACACAAAAAAAAAAAACGGAGGGGGGAAAAAAAGCAUUCCUGUCGAAUGUGGGUGCUCGAUGCAUUUUCAAAGAGUGGAAAUUGUGACGUGCGUGUGUGUGUUUUGUUUUGGUCCCCCUCCCCUCAACAAGCAGCUACAACAAGCUAUCCUGCACUUGCCUACUUUAGAGCUGUCCAUAGCAACGGCACAAAGAAGUGGAAAAAACAACACAAAAAAACAACAACAGCAACAAGGAAAAAGUCCAAACAACAACAAACUUUGGAGUAGAUGUCCAUCCUCUUUCCAGCAGCAACAAGCAAUAACUCCUUUAGUCGUUUUCGUCUCAUCAGUUUGAACUCCAUCCCGCUUUUUUUUUUCUCCCCUAAAGACUGUGUGACCGUCCAAAAAGCAAAUUUCAAUUUUUCUUUUUUGUACAUACAAAUAGUUUAAUAAAUUAAACUUUAAAAAUGAGUUUUAAAAAAAGGUAGAGCUCGUGGAUAGAACUAUUGCCUCUGUUACUGUUUGACCUGUGUUUAUUGUGCAUUUGAAAAUUGAUUUUGGGAAAGAUUUUAUUCUUCAGAGUGGCGGGCGGAUGCGGCAUGGACGCCAUCACUUUGUUGAGUCACGCUGGUGGAAACAUUGGAAAGUUACUCAUUCUGUCGCUGCGCUGACGAGGAAAGGCAAAACGUCUCCAACGCGGUGAAAACGAAAGAACAACCUCCCACCCAGCUGCGGAGAAGCGACCCAGCCGGACUUCUGUUGGAGAACGCUGAGUCUGUGUGGCACUCUUUUUAUUUAUUAGAUUUCCUUUCUCUUGUUUAUAAUGUCCAUGAAUUGGGGGGGAGGGGUCGGGGGGGCUGUAUAUGGCAUUCCACUGGUGGUCAGGUGAUCUGUGGAGGAAACGUCUGAAGUGUGAGGAGAAGAAAACGGGUGUUAUGAUGUCAAUGUUCGCCAUCCAAACUCCACUGGCAUUAAGAAUUGCACUUCAGCCACAGUUCUCUGUAUUUUGUCUCUUUUCUUUUCCGCUGUCAUUUCCUCUCAUGGAGCUCUCGUGAAUCCUUUUGUAUGUGAAAGAAAAAAAAAACACCGGCCUUUUAAAUAUUUAUUUCUCAAGCCCUCAAAGAACACAAGCAAUGGGGAAAAAGAAGUUAACUUAUUUUGGUUCUGUCUUAUAUUACUCCUCUUUUUGAUGCUUUUCCUCAUUCCUUAUUUAAGACGUGUAUAUUUUAUGUU